This is a messenger RNA of Myotis davidii, 3017 nucleotides long. RefSeq names its product torsin 1A interacting protein 1 (gene TOR1AIP1). Gene Ontology annotation, biological process: nuclear membrane organization. Lineage: Eukaryota; Metazoa; Chordata; Mammalia; Chiroptera; Vespertilionidae. The record is from RefSeq and is a predicted model, not a curated record. Gene Ontology annotation, molecular function: ATPase activator activity. The transcript has 10 exons. The annotation marks the transcript as partial. Gene Ontology annotation, cellular component: nuclear membrane.
AAACGAAUCCAGCUAAAGGAGUUCCGGCCCCAUGCUACGAAAGAGGAAGUGAGAGAGCGCGCCUACAACCUUCGGUCUCAGCCGCGGAGGCAGCCGCGACUCCAGGAAGCCGUGGAGAUGAGAACGCGAAGGGCUGCGCGCCUCCAGCAGGAGAACUCACAGCAGCCUCCGCCACAGCCGGUGAUGGUCCGGAGACGGUUACGGGACUCGCAUUCCUCUGAAGAGGAAGAGCUAUCUCCACAAACUGUUGUAAGCCAAACAGUCUCAAAGAAAACUGUCUGGAGAACACAAGAGACUUCAGUGAUGAGUGGAGAUUCUGUACACGACCUGCUUAGACCCCCUCUAAGAAGUCCACGAUCUGAUUCAGCAUACAAAACAAAUGGAAAUACUGAAAUGAGUGAAUUAGAAGCCACUAGUGUCCCACAGAAGGUCAAUUUCUCUGAAGAAGGGGACACUGAAGAAGAUGAUCAGGACAUCUCUGAUAGUGCUGUUACUUCUGUUAAGGUCAGAUCUGAGGAGUCUCUUGACUCUGGAGAUCAAACCAGCAGACCAGGUCAACAUUUAGAAUCAUUUUGGCAGUCAUCACAAAGUCAAGACUUCAAAGCUCUUGAUAAGCAACAUUCAGUGCCAAGUAAGUGGUUGUCUUUAUUACUCCUCUCAUUAGAUGACAGCUUUCAGAAAUCAGAGUUUGGAAACCAGUCUCCAUCAACCUUCAGCCAACACAUGACUGGACAGCCCAAAAAUGCAUCUUUUGUCAAGAUGAAGUGGUGGUGGUGGCCAAUACUUGUGCUCCUUAUUCUUGUCCUGAGGAGUUGGUGGUACACUCAUGCUCCUGAGGUAGAAAGCACUGCUGUGCAAGAGUUCCAAAACCAGAUGAAACAACUUAUGAUUAAGUACCAAGGUCAAGAUGAGAAGCUGUGGAAAAGGAGCCUAACAUUCCUGGAAAAACAUCUCAACAGCUCCCAGCCUCGUCCUCAGCCUGCUAUCCUGCUGCUGACCGCUGCCCGUGAUGCUGAAGAAGCACUCAAGUGUCUGAGUGAACAAAUCGCUGAUGCCUAUUCAUCCCACCGAAGUGUCCGUGCCAUCCGGAUUGAUGGGACAGGCAGAGCUACUGAGGACAGUGAUGCUGUGAAACUAGAGGUGGACCAAGAACUGAGCAAUGGAUUCCAAAAUGGCCAGAACGCAGCCGUGGUGCACCGCUUCGAGUCCCUGCCCGCCGGCUCCACUUUGAUCUUCUACAAGUAUUGUGACCAUGAAAAUGCGGCCUUCAAAGAUGUUGCCUUAGUCCUGACCGUCUUGUUGGAGGAGGAAACACUUGGAACCAGUCUAGGCCUAAAGGAAAUUGAAGAAAAAGUGAGGGAUUUCCUCAAAGUCAAGUUCACCAACUCUAACACACCCACCUCUUACAAGCAUAUGGACCCAGACAAACUGAGUGGGCUCUGGAGCCGUAUUUCCCACCUCGUCCUGCCUGUACAACCUGAAAACGCCCUGAAAAGGGGCAUCUGCUUAUAAGCGGAGACAGAAGAGAAAUCAUGUCCCAAGUGCUGAGAAUUUUUUGGACUUUGUAACCAGAGACAGAAUGCAUCUUUGUGAAAGAACUGUUUUCUUUCUGAAGGAAGUAAAGUUCUAAAUCAUUUCUCCGACCUGUUACCUGUUGUUUGAGAGAAACAUUUCCCUAUUUCCAUUAAGAUUUGUGUUACUGGUAUCAGAGAACUAUAAGUUAUAUGCAGUCCCAUAGAGGAUCAGUUUAGAUGCUGGCUGAAUCAUUAUUACUAUGGAAUGACCAGUAGGACGGACUAGAAAAUCCUUCCUACGAAGCCUCCCGAUUUUUCACGUAGACUUUUCAGUUUGGUUUUAGUAAGGCAGCUCCCUAAAUGCAACUGUGGGUUUUCCCAUUUUGUUUUCUUCUAGGUGUGAGUUCCUUAGCUUCUGCUUAUAGGAACAAAAGUAACGUGAAAGGUCAUCUGAGUGUGUGUUUGGGUUAUUUUUUCCUUUGAUUUUGGAGGCAAGGGAACAGAGAAUUUGUGGAAUGGGGAAGGAAAGGAGGGAAAAAAUAACUCUUAAAGGUAAAAUGUUAAAUAAGCCACAGAGACUCAGUCAAACAUAGUUAUCUAAACUCCAUUCUCAAUGCAUUUUUUGGGAUUUGUUUUUCACAUAGCCUUUUUUUUACUUUUAAGAAAUUUUUGGUUCACUCAGCGACUGUGAAGCAUGCUAUCACAAGGUUAAGUAUACUUGUUCAUUUGACUUUUAAGGGCAGGUAAAUCCAGAGCGGUUUAUUUUGGAUAUAUCCUUAAGCUUUGUUUUGAAUUAAGAAAUGUAGUUUCUGGGGAAGGGAGGGACUUGGUGUAGAACAUUUGUUAACCAGCUUUUCUGGGCUAUGGAAGGAUUUAAUUUUCUACAUGUCCACUUGUUACAGUCUCUUUUAGUGACCCAUAUAACAAAUAUAAAGAUUUACUAUGCACAUGAUAAACUUGAGUGCCUCAAGCCAAAAAGAAAGUGAACUUUACCAUGUGUGAAGAAUGUUAAAAUGUACUACUGUACAUUACUGUACUAUAAUAUUUCGGUUAUAUCUUUUGCAUCUGUAACAGCUUUCUCAUCUAUCAAUUGCUUUGAUUUUCUUAGAAUCUUAAAAUCCUAGAGCCAGCUUGUUUUUUUAAUUAUCAACAACCCUUUUGAUGAUCCCAUGACUGGUAGUAGAGUGUGGUCUAAAUUCUUCCCCCUAAGACUACCAGUAUUCAUAAAUUUAUACCUCAUAUUGUAAUUUGUUCCUGUCAGAAAUCAGAUCGUCUGACUUAUAGAGGAUUCUAACACAAGAAGAGUUUUUGAAAAGGCUUAUUUUAUACCUAUAUAUUAUAUGGAGAAACAAAUUGUUUUUAUUAAAUGUUUCACUGACCAAAAUAAUUUUAAAGUAAUUAAUUUUGCUUACCUUUCUGGAAAAAUAAUUAUAGCAGCUGAUCCGUAAAUGACUUUAAAAGCUAUUUUAGUAAUUUAAAUAAAUUUACUUUUCUUGGUUUGUA